AUGCUUCUCCUCGGAGUCAUUGGCGUUGCAGCCUUUGCUGGCUAUGCAUCUGCCUCUCCUUUCUCCGCCUCUCCCUUCCCAUCAAACUUGAAGCCAAGAGCAGCCUGCAGUGGAAACACCGCGACUACUCGCUCACAAUGGUGUGACUUCUCCGUCUCUGACGAUCCGUCCGUCAAGAUUCCUGACACUGGAGUCACCCGCGAGUUCUGGCUCGAACUCACAGAUGUAACCGUCUCGCCAGAUGGUGUAUCUCGAUCGGCCAUGGCCGUCAACGGAUCAAUUCCUGGGCCAACUCUGAUUGUGGAUUGGGGAGAUCAAGUCAUUGUUCAUGUCACCAACAAGCUUACUACAUCCAACAAUGGCACAAGCAUCCAUUUCCACGGACUCUGGCAACAGGGUACCAACGAGAAUGAUGGUGUGAGUUCCAUCACUCAGUGCCCAACUGCACCCGGAGAGUCGAUGACCUACAAGUGGAGAGCGACUCAGCAUGGCUCUACUUGGUACCACUCCCACUUUGCCCUGCAAGCUUGGCAGGGUAUCUUUGGUGGCAUUGUCAUCAACGGUCCUGCAACGGCAGACUACGACGAGGACCUCGGCAUGCUUUUCCUCAACGACUGGGAUCAUCAGACGGUUGAUGAGCUCUACCUCCAAGCCCAGCAAGUCGGUCCACCAGAACUUGACAAUGGUCUCAUCAACGGCACAAACACAUACGAGGGUGGCGGAUCUCGCUACAAGACUACCUUCACUGCCGGAAAGACCUACCGUAUUCGUCUCGUGAACGCUGCCGUCGACACCCACUUCAAGUUCAUGAUUGACAACCACACCAUGAGCGUCAUCGGCUCCGACCUCGUCCCAAUCAAACCUUACGACGCAAACGUCGUCAGCAUCGGCAUGGGCCAGCGCUACGACGUCAUCUUCACCGCAAACCAGCAAGCACUCGCCGACAAAUUCUGGAUGCGAGCAAUCCCGCAAUCCGCAUGUUCCGAGAACGGCAACCGAGACGACAUCCGCGGCAUAGUCUACUACGACACCGAAUCAGCUGGCGAGCCAACAACCUCAGCCUUUGACUUCGAAGACAACUGCAAUGACGAAACUAAGAACAUUGUCCCCUUCAACCCCAAGACCGUCGGCGCAAACCCCUCGCUCACUGCCAACGAGCCCGUCAACGUAGCUUUCAACUCGGAUAAUCUCUACCGCUGGACCCUCAACAGCACCAGCAUGGUUGUGCAAUGGGAUGACCCCACGCUCAUGCAGAUCAUGUCCGGCAACAAGUCGUUUGAGCAGUCCAACGCUGUCGUCCAACUCCCUACCGCCGACGAAUGGGCUUACGUAGUUAUUUCAACUACAAUCCCCGUGCCGCACCCCAUCCAUCUCCACGGCCACGACUUCUUCGUCGUAGCACAAGGCUCAGGCGCUUACACUGACGACGUCGUACUGAACCUCGAUAACCCGUCUCGCCGUGACACCGCCAUGUUGCCUGCCUCUGGCUUCAUGGUCAUGGCGUUCCAGGCGGAUAACCCCGGUGCUUGGUUGAUGCACUGCCAUAUCGGAUGGCACACAUCUGAAGGUUUCGCGAUGCAGUUUAUCGAGCGCAUUGAUGAGAUCGCAGCGAUUACGAAUAAGGAUGCGCUAGAGAGUGGAUGCAAUGCUUGGACGGGGCAUAGUGAGAAGUUUGAGAUUGAGCAGGAUGAUUCUGGUGUAUAG
This is a messenger RNA of Pyrenophora tritici-repentis Pt-1C-BFP, 1704 nucleotides long. Its product is annotated as SufI, putative multicopper oxidase. Lineage: Eukaryota; Fungi; Ascomycota; Dothideomycetes; Pleosporales; Pleosporaceae. Gene Ontology annotation, molecular function: copper ion binding; oxidoreductase activity. The record is from RefSeq and is a predicted model, not a curated record.